Molecule: messenger RNA, 640 nt
Organism: Ananas comosus (pineapple)
Lineage: Eukaryota; Viridiplantae; Streptophyta; Magnoliopsida; Poales; Bromeliaceae
Product: VQ motif-containing protein 17-like
Exons: 1
Coding region: 68-517 (149 amino acids)
Cellular component (GO): nucleus
Source: RefSeq, a predicted model, not a curated record
UCUAUCUAUCCUUCCAAAGUGCACACCUGGGGCCGGGGGCGCCGGGGCGUCGGCGGCGGAAACCGUCAUGAGCUCAGGAGCCCACGACCGGCCUCUGACGACAUUCUCGGUGCGCAAAGACUCGCACACGAUAUCGAAACCGAAGCCCAAGAUUCGAAUAGUCCACAUCUUUGCGCCGGAGAUCAUCAAAACUGACGUCGACAACUUUCGUGAGCUCGUGCAGCAGCUCACGGGAAAGCCAGGGAAGAAAACCCGUGGCAGAAUAAUAAAGAAGACAGUGAAUCGUUCACCGACAGAAAUGUCAGGAUUACAACGUAAUAAUCUGCAUGGUCGAGAGAAGGCAGACAUAAAGGGAGAGGCGAGGGAGGAGGACGGGAGGCGGCCGUGGCCGGACGGGAGCCCGUCGGGCGGGGGGUAUCUCAGUGGAUUGGAAGAUGAUCAUGAUCAUGGAUUCUUCCAAGGGCUUGCUGAGUUCACCUGGCUCCUCCCUUUGGGUUCCUCUGGAGUGGAUGUGUGAUCCAAUGUUGUUGCAUAUAUGCAGUUCCAAUUAAUUAAUUUGGAUGUGUCAUAUAUAGUUUGUGUAUAUUUUUUGGCUUUUUUACACUUGCAUGUGAUUCAUGUUAUACCUAGGGUUGUGGAU